Messenger RNA from Antrostomus carolinensis (chuck-will's-widow), 849 nucleotides. RefSeq names its product centromere protein Q (gene CENPQ). Gene Ontology annotation, cellular component: nucleus. Bases 1 to 849 code for a protein of 282 amino acids. NCBI's taxonomy places the organism in Eukaryota, Metazoa, Chordata, Aves, Caprimulgiformes, Caprimulgidae. The record is from RefSeq and is a predicted model, not a curated record. The transcript has 8 exons.
AUGAAACACUAUCACGCAUCUUCCAGCAAAAUGGGGGAGACUGCUGGUAGAAAAUCAGCAAAAAAAUCAUUUAAAUCACAAAAUCAACAAGGACCUUCCAGCAUAAAGAAGGGAACAGAUGGAGAAGGAAGGAAACAAGCUCAAAAACCAAAGGUUACUCAGCCAGUCAAAAGGAAAGCCAAAGAACAUGAGGACUAUUCCCCUGCAGGAGAAAAAGGUUCUUCAAAAAAGGUGAAGCUAACCAGUGCUAAAAUAGGAUCUUGGCAGAGUCUUUCAGAGAGCAGCAGGCAAUUUCUGGAAACUGUAAUGGAUUCAGUAAUACUAUCUGUUUUGUGCCAACAAAAUAAGAGAAAAGAUGAUGUUCAGAAGGACCUUAAUUUACUGAGAGAAAGGGUGCUGAGAUUUUUCAAGACGAUAAAGGUGCCUCCAGGGAAGCUGGGCAACCUGAAGAAUGUCCCGAACCUUCAAAUGGCAGAGAAACAAACGCUUGAGACAAAUGAAGAGUCUUUGGUACAAUUGCAGGAAGAAAUAAAUGAAGCUGAGGACACAGCAGAACACAUUGAAGAGUCUAUACAGCAGCUGCAGUACAAAAUCCAGGUCCUCAAGAACCAGUUAGAGGAAGAUGAAAAAAAGGCCAGGAAGGUAUUCCAGAAAGAUGUAAGUGGAGCACUCCACCUUCCAGAUCUCCCCAAGCGGAGUUUACAGGCACCUACUUUGCAGGAAGAAAUUUUGAAGAUAAAAAAUCAGAAAGGUCUUUUAAAGGAUAUGAACACUAUUCAGCAGUCAGCUGACUUGAGGAACAUGUUAACCCUCAUUGAAAAGACCUAUGAGAAGGUAGACCUCCUUUGA